Fulvia fulva is the source of this 1011-nucleotide messenger RNA. RefSeq names its product DSC E3 ubiquitin ligase complex subunit 4. Bases 1 to 1011 code for a protein of 336 amino acids. The transcript has 2 exons. Gene Ontology annotation, biological process: protein processing; SREBP signaling pathway. Gene Ontology annotation, cellular component: Dsc E3 ubiquitin ligase complex. Lineage: Eukaryota; Fungi; Ascomycota; Dothideomycetes; Mycosphaerellales; Mycosphaerellaceae. The record is from RefSeq and is a predicted model, not a curated record.
AUGAACGAUGAGGCAUCGUCCUCCGACCGAGCAGGAUCCAGCAGCCAGCAUGACACCACCAAUGAGGAUGUCGCUCACUCACCUGCCCAGAUCGCGGCCAGGAAGAAGAAGAAUCGCGAGAACUUCAAUAAGAGACGGGGGGAGCUGUUGGAUGAUCUGCUGCGGAACAUUGAUAUUCUCGUAUAUGCCGAGCUGAGUGCUACAUACUACAUGGACUGCUCUUUCCUCAAAUUCGCCCUACGAACGAUCAUACAGCUCAUCUUCCUCACCCCGAAGCCCGCACUGUUUCCCGAACCACCAGGCAACAGACCAUACAUCGGCUUCAUACUCGGCAGUGGUCUGCUAUGCAUCCUUCUUCACGCUAUUGGUGCGGCCCCAUCAGCUGGUGAGGCAACAAGGGGGUAUCUACACGGAGGCUUGGUGAUGGACUUCAUCGGACAGAAAGGCCCAAGCAGCAAGAUUCACUUGCUUCUACUGGAUGUGCUAUCACUGGUCCUGCAGAUCACACAGCUGAGCAUGCACGUCCAAAGACAGAAGCUGAAAGAGUCUCCAGCUGCGGCUGUCAGUGUGACGACCAGUACAGGGACACAAUACAAUGCGCCAGCAGUCGGAAGUGGACAAAGUCUCGAUGCUGAAGAGAGAGGCGUCAGAGCUUCGGCUGAGCACGAAAGGCAAGACGGCAUUGAGAUGCAGACUCUCAACCCUGCUGGCGAAGCAAACGAGACCACCAACGAACAAGCUGGACCAUCGGAGCGUGAAGCUCUUUUGGAAAGGACGACUCUUCCACCAAGAACGGACGCCCACAUUUUCGAUGCUUUCAAUUCUGGACAGAUUGUACUGGGUGACUUCGAUCUGAUCAAGACAGUCAAGGAACAGUUCUGGGCUUAUCAAAAAUCGCCUGCAGAUGCGAACAGCGCUGAGAGGAACCGCUUGAUGAGGCAAAGGCUUACUGCCAGGAUUGGCCGAUGGGGAUUUGAGCCUUCUGCUGUUGCCGGGAGGACUGUCGGAUGA